UUAAUCAGAAACCGGUUCUUCUUGCCACGCAGAAACGUUAGAGGUUAUUGUGUGUCAUCAAGAUAUUUUGUUCAAAUAGAUAAAAAUAUCAUUAAAAAUGUCGACAUUAGCUGUGAUCGGAAAGUUUCUUCAAGAGUAUACGAAAACUACACCAAAAAAGCUGAAAAUAAUUGAUGCCUAUUUACUUUACGUGUUUUUGACGGGUGUCAUACAGUUUGUGUAUUGCUGCCUUGUUGGCACAUUUCCAUUCAAUAGUUUUCUAAGUGGAUUUAUUUCAUGUGUCUCUUGUUUUAUUUUAGGAGUUUGUCUACGAUUACAAGUUAAUCCACAAAACAAAAGUCAAUUCCAUGGAAUAAGCCCAGAGAGAGGAUUUGCAGAUUUCAUAUUUGCCCAUAUAAUACUUCAUAUCGUUGUGAUGAACUUCAUUGGUUGAUUAAAGUAUUUAUCAUUUGUUUAAUCUAUAUCAAUUUAAAUGAUAAACAAUCAGAAAUGAAAUACGAAAAAAGAUCAUAUCGUUUUACGUUAAAAAAAAAUAUGUAUAUUUGCAUAGACUAUUGACUCGUUUUGAUUGAGUUUAUUUCAGCAUAAGCAUAUUUUUGUCAUAGAAGUAAUAUGUAAGUUUCUAUAAAAAAAAAAAAAAAAAAAAAUUACUACUAAGAAAAAGAAAAAAAAAGAAGAAAAUAUGUAAGAGAAAGUAAUAAAUCACGAAGAAAUUAAUUCGACUAGUUUUAUGCUUCAAAAACAAACGAUGUAUAAACUACGACAAUUUAUAAUACAUUUUAUUUGUCUCUUAUUUUUCAUACAACCUUCUUUAGGGUUGGGAGGGAGGUACAAGAAACUUUAUAUGUUCUUCUAAAUUUAAUAUAUAUUUUAAACUCAUAUUUACAAUGACGUUAAAGGGAAAAAUCUCUAACGCGCAUAAGUGCAUAAGUUCUUUUUCCACAUAUACGAAAGUAUCGUUCUUGCACCGUCAAGAGAUGUUUUAAGUUUUUCGUUUGUUAGAAAAAAAAAAAAAAAAAGAAAAAAAAUCACAUAUGGUGCAAGAGUACAAAUCGUUGAUGCUUUUUAGAAAUACAUUUAUAAAUAAAUUAACAUGUAUAUCUUACAAGAGAUAUAUAUAUAUAUUAAACUAUCGAAUAGUAAAUAUCCAAAUAUAUGUAAUAAUAUAUAUAUAUUUAGCAAAGAAAUUGGAUUACUUUUGUUUCUUUUUCUCAACUAAAUAUCGUAUUUAUUUGAUGAACGAAACAAAUAUUUUCCAAGCUCUCAAACGUGUAAUUUUUCAUUAUCUCUGAUUUCGAUACUAAAAGCUAAAGUGGAAAUGCUAAAAUUUCACCUGGCGAAUUGCCAUACACAAAAAGUUGUAUCUUCACAACAUGUUUAUCUCUUAUUUUCCUACCUACGAGUGACUUAUGACCUAAUUAAAUAAAUAGCAUCUUUACAUGAUUAGAAUGAAACAAAAAAAAAUCAAGUAAUACGAAUACGAAUACAAAGAAAAUUAAAACACAUGGUAUAACAAUGGACAUAACAUUAUUAUAACUUAAAAAAAUAAAUUUCCAUUCGUAUGAAUUUAAAGCCAGUUAUUUAACGAUGUAUGAAUAUCAUACAAACAUACACGUUAUAUAUCUUCAACCGUAUGUGUUAAAUGUAAAUGUGUGUAUAUAUAUUUAGAAGAAGUUUAAUUAUAUCACAUAAGCAGCCAAGGAAACUCAAUCAAUAUAGUUAUGAUUCGUUGUUAAAGGAAUACGUAAUACAUAAAA
Messenger RNA from Polistes canadensis, 1757 nucleotides. It is a transcript of the gene Dad1, whose product is annotated as dolichyl-diphosphooligosaccharide--protein glycosyltransferase subunit DAD1. NCBI's taxonomy places the organism in Eukaryota, Metazoa, Arthropoda, Insecta, Hymenoptera, Vespidae. The transcript is spliced from 2 exons. The coding region runs from base 98 to 433 and encodes 111 amino acids. The record is from RefSeq and is a predicted model, not a curated record. Gene Ontology annotation, biological process: protein N-linked glycosylation. Gene Ontology annotation, cellular component: membrane; oligosaccharyltransferase complex.